GAUCACUAACAGGCUUUGAAUGACAGCAGCUGCUGGCCCAAGUCACUUGAAGUCUAUUGAACUUUAUGUUGUCUAUAUGAUGCAACAGAAAGAUGCUUACUCCUUGGUGAUUAACAGCACUAGUAACGAAUUACUCCCUCAGCGGCGACAUAAAUUUCAAGUUUCAUUCCACUUCUUCGGUUCCUCCCCCAAGGCACAAUUAAGUCGAGGAGUAAACCUUUCUCACAGAGAACUCUUGGCUCACCACUAAUAUCACAAACCACGGCUCUGAAAGAGCAUCGGAUCACCGAACCAUCAAGAUGGGAAAAAAGAGCAACAGACCCCAUAACACGGUACACAACUGGCUUGACAUGCUAUUUCGAGGUUUCAGCGAGGAAGCAAAGAAGGAUUUCAAGGAGAACCAAGAGUCAUCAAGAUAUUACCCCCCAGCUCGGGAUAUCGAGAAAUAUGAACGACGACUUCAGAGGGAAAUGGAAAUCAACUACCCUGGCUCGGGCGCAAAUUUCAUGCCCGAUCUCGUUUCCGGCGGACAACCCCUUCCCGGGUUGAUACCCAGACCUCCAAGCUCACCACAAGACGUACAGGGAGCUAUCCGCCCCAGACUCGUUCGACCUUCUUCUGCGCAGCCAGCAGGUUCUCAAGAUGGCGUCCAGGUUUCGCUUCCUCCAUACGCUACACAAGACCCCCAACGCCCAAGACCCUCUCAAAAUUCUAACCAGCGCCCACAACCGGGUCGUCCUCCUCCUCGACAAAGUCAGGCAGAGGAUGAGAGAACAGAAACCGAAAUCGCACUUGCUCAAUUGGAAAAUGUCUCUCCGCAGCGUCCGGCACAAAGAGCUUCACAAAUGAGCGCUGGUCAGACCACGGAACCCUCUGCCAUAGCUGCUAGUGAAGCAUCGCAUGCCAGUACGGCAAGAGUGCCGACAGAAAGGGCGGAGCUGUUUGAUAAUCGGAGAACUUAUAUUGAGGGAAUGUCGCCUCCAAGCGGUUAUCCGAGUUCUCGUCGCUCUCAAAGACGGCCCUCCCGCCGUUGACCUCCAUAAUCCAUGUCCCCGAAAGGCAUUUGUACAACAAAUUUUGCG
Molecule: messenger RNA, 1082 nt
Organism: Hyaloscypha bicolor E
Lineage: Eukaryota; Fungi; Ascomycota; Leotiomycetes; Helotiales; Hyaloscyphaceae
Exons: 1
Coding region: 300-1034 (244 amino acids)
Source: RefSeq, a predicted model, not a curated record